AUGACGGGUGCUAGUGAGAAAGUUGGGGAGCCCAUUGCCAUCGUGGGAAGCGCCUGCCGCUUUCCCGGUGAUGCAACCACCCCAUCCAAGCUGUGGGAGCUGCUCAAAGCCCCUCGUGAUGUUCUUAGUGAGAUCCCAGACAGCCGGUUCAGCACGAAGGCCUUUUACCACCCCGACGGACUCCACCAUGGCACAACAAAUGUUCGACACUCUUAUCUGUUGUCAGAUGAUCAUCGCUUGUUUGACGCUCAGUUCUUUGGAACGAAACCAGUGGAGGCAAACUCCAUCGACCCCCAACAAAGAUUGCUGCUCGAGACUGUCUAUGAGGGUCUCGAAGGGGCCGGAAUCCCCAUGGAGAGUCUUCAGGGGUCUGACACCGGUGUCUAUGUCGGGCUCAUGACAAACGACUACGCGGACAUGCUUGGUCGAGAUGUCCAAAAUUUCCCCACCUACUUCGCGUCCGGCACUGCGCGAAGCAUUCUGUCUAACCGAAUCUCCUACUUUUUCGAUUGGCGUGGGCCAUCGAUGACAAUCGACACAGCAUGUUCCUCGAGCCUGAUCGCACUCCACCAAGCUGUGCAGAGUCUCCGCAGCGGUGAGACCACCGUAGCGGUGGCUGCGGGAACAAAUCUGUUGCUGGGACCCGAACAGUACAUCGCAGAGAGCAAGCUGAAGAUGCUUUCUUCAACUGGUCGCUCACGAAUGUGGGACAAAGGUGCCAAUGGAUACGCACGAGGUGAUGGUAUUGCCGCAGUCAUUUUAAAGCCAUUAUCUGCCGCGCUGGCCGAUGGUGAUCACAUCGAAUGCAUUGUUAGGGAGACCGGUGCCAAUCAGGACGGCCGUACGAAAGGAAUCACGAUGCCCAACCCGAUGGCCCAGGCAGACCUUAUUCGGACAACAUACGCCCGAGCUGGGCUUGAUCUUUCCAAAAAUACAGACAGGCCGCAGUAUUUCGAGGCUCAUGGAACUGGAACUCCGGCGGGCGACCCGGUCGAGGCCGAGGCCAUCAGCACCGCAUUCUUCGGAUCAACCGCCAACUAUGAGAGAAAGAGUGAUGAUGAGGACCCUUUGUACGUCGGAUCAAUCAAAACAGUGAUUGGGCACACCGAAGGUACAGCUGGACUGGCCGCUGUCCUCAAGGCGUCUCUGGCUCUUCAAAAUGCAGUCAUUCCACCCAACUUACUCUUGGACGAGUUAAGCUCGACCGUUCGACCAUUCUACACCGACCUUCAAAUUUUGACCGAGGCCCGCGAAUGGCCUGCCCUCCCAGAAAACACGCCGCGCCGUGCGAGUGUCAACAGCUUCGGGUUUGGUGGAGCGAAUGCUCAUGCUAUCCUAGAGGAAUACAACCCAAGUUACCUCAACCAAAAGUCGGCAAUUGUUGCCAGUGCCGCUAUGUCGCCGUUCAAUUUCUCUGCAUCGUCUGAAAAGUCGCUACUUGCGAACGUCGCGGCAUACUCAUCGUAUGUGAGAAACAACCCUGGUAUCGAUCUGCGUGCUUUGUCAUGGACUUUGAAUUGUCGACGCUCGACGCUGCCAGUUCGCCUUUCAGUCUCUGCAUUGACGACAGAGGCUCUUAUUGCGAGGUUGGAUGAGGCAGUACAAUCUUCCGCCAUCACUCCAAGUACACAGACUGCGAAUGUCCGCGCGCCGAAGCUUUUGGGCGUGUUUACCGGACAGGGUGCACAGUGGGCUCGUAUGGGAGCCGAAUUGCUCGAAAGUUCGCUCAUAGUCAAGGAUUGUAUUGCUCGGCUUGACAAGUCAUUGCAGGAUUUGCCUACUGAACAUCGCCCUACUUGGUCCCUUCGAGAGGAAAUCCUGAAGGACAAGCACAGUUCCCGAAUCGGAGAGGCGGCAUUCUCCCAACCACUUUGCACUGCUAUCCAAAUCUCACUGGUGCAACUUCUGAGCGCAGCGGGUCUCAAAUUUACGGCCGUUGUUGGCCACUCUUCCGGCGAGAUCGCAGCUGCGUAUGCUGUCGGAUAUCUGAACGAAGGCGACGCCAUGAGGAUUGCGUAUUACCGUGGUUGGUCACUUCAAUACGCGAAUGACUUGGACGGACCAAAGGGCGCAAUGAUGGCUGCGGGUACCUCCUUCGAAGAUGCCAAAGAGCUUUGUGACAUGCCAACCCUGGCGAACAGAAUUUGCGUGGCUGCCAGUAACUCUUCUGCCAGCGUUACACUCUCUGGAGACGCCGAUGCGAUCGAAGAGGCUAGGGAGAUUCUGGAAGAUGAGAAGAAAUUCGCACGCAUGUUGAAAGUUGACAAAGCUUACCACUCUCAUCACAUGUUGUCUUGUGCGGCUCCUUACAUCGCCGCGAUACGCAAGUGUGGAAUUACCAUUCAGCAUCGCCCAAGAGGAAGCCCUACCUGGAUCUCUAGUGUUUACGGAGAGAACAUUGACAAAGUGAAUGAUAACCUUGCCGACACAUACUGGAGCAACAACAUGAUAAAUCCUGUCUUGUUUUCCCAGGCCGUUACAUAUGCUGUUGCCGCAGCUGGACCCUUUGAUAUGUCCAUUGAAGUUGGCCCCCAUCCUGCCCUGAAAGGGCCGGCCCUGCAAACUAUAUCCGAGGUUUCUGGCAAAACACUGCCCUAUACCGGGACGUUGAAUCGUGGCAAAAACGAUUUAGAGGCCUUCUCUUCAGCCCUCGGCGCCAUCUGGAUCGCACUGGGGGAGGGUGUUGUGGACUUCUCCGGCUUUGAUCGCAAAACGACUCAAGACAAUCAAACACCAUGCUUGCUCAAAGGACUUCCAUCGUAUUCAUGGGACCACGAUAGGGUUUAUUGGCACGAAUCACGAUCCUCCCUGAUGUUCCGCACUGAAAGCCAGCCUUUCCAUCCAUUGCUUGGUGUCAAAUGCCCUGAUGGCACCGACAAAGAGAUACGCUGGAGAAAUUAUCUUCACCCGCGUGAGGUUUCAUGGCUAGCGCACCACCAGGUUCAGGGGCAAAUGGUUUUCCCAGCAGCUGGAUACAUCUCUGCUGCAGUCGAAUCUGUUGUUCAGAAAUACGGAUUAGGAUCUUUGCAGCUAAUCGACUUCCAUGACAUCGUCAUCGGCCAAGCUCUAGUGCUUGAGGAGAACGGUGGCGUUGAAACUGUCUUCAGACUUUCCAUUGAUCAAGUUGAAGGAGACCUCAUCUCGGCAUCCUUUGCCUGUCACUCUGACGCCAACAAGGGAUCAUCCACAAUGUCCCUGCAUGCGUCGGCAAAGUUGAAAAUUACAUUAGGGGAUGCCAGGAACGACCUUCUUCCCAAGCGGAAUGAGCAUUCAGGCCUCUUCCUUGAAUUGGAGACUGAUAGGUUCUACAACUCCGUCUCUGAACUUGGCUUUGGGUACACAGGCCCCUUCCAGGCGCUGUCCGGCUUGCGUAGGAAAAUGGACGAGGCCUCGGGGCUCAUUGCUGUCCCGGAACGCGAUGAAACUGGACAUUCACUCAUCAUUCACCCUGGUUCUCUUGACGGUGCUAUACAGUCCAUUAUGCUUGCAUACUCCUUCCCAGGUGACGGGCGUUUGCGCACCCUCUAUCUGCCCACCCGCAUUGACCGGCUCUGUGUCAACCCAUCGGCCUGUGUUGCUCUCGGUGCUCCGGGAUCCAAUCUGCCGUUCCACUCUGUGGUCACCGAAGCUCGGUUCUCUGAACUCUCCGGUGAUGUUGACAUAUUCUCCGCGGAUGGCGUCGAUACCCUGAUUCAACUGGAAGGACUUCACACGACCCCGCUCAGUCCACUAACAUCCUCCAACGACGUUCCAUUCUUUACAGAAGUCACAUGGGGCGUGGAUAAGCCCACGGGGCGGGGCUUCAACAUCGAUGACGAAAUGAAAAUACACGAACACUCCCUGGGUUUGGAUCUUGAACGUGUCGCUCACUUCUAUUUCAAGGAGAUCAACCGCGUCCUUGAACCCGCAGAACGCGCGAAUGCGGCUUGGAAUCAUGUCCAUCUUCUUUCCUACAUUGAGCAUUGUGUUUCGUCUGUUGCCAGUGGCCGGCAUAAGUAUGGGAAGCUAGAAUGGGCCAGCGAUACCAUUGAUAACAUUUCGCCAAUUUUGGAACGCCACUCCGAUCAUAUUGAAAUCCAGGCACUGCGCGAGAUCGGCGAAAACCUGCCGGCAGUCAUUCGCGGGAAUGAAAACCUGCUUGAGAUCCUAAUGAAGGAGGACAUGCUAUCCAAAAUCUACACUCAGUCCCUUGGAAUCGGCGCUUACUUGGAUGAGGUUGCUCGAGUCGCUCAUCAGAUCAGUCACCGAUAUCCCCAUCUCAACGUUUUAGAAAUUGGAGCCGGAGCUGGUGGUACUUCAGAACGAGUGAUGAAUGCAAUGGGAUCGGCUUUUGCUUCAUACACAUACUCUGACAUCCUCGACACACAGUUCGAUGCCGCUCGUGAAAAGCUCUCGGAAUUCCAAUCACGGAUGGCGUUCAAGGUGCUAGACAUUGAACGGGACCUGGGCGAGCAAGAUUUCCAGGAGACCUGCUUCGACCUUGUCAUUGCUCCCUUGGCCCUUUAUGCCACCAAAAACCUUGAAUCGACACUCACCAAUGUCCGCAAACUCCUCAAGCCUGGUGGCUAUCUCAUUUUACUCGAGAUUACAGACCCAGAUACAAUGCGCUUUGGACUUAUGCUAGGGGGUCUCCCGGGAUGGUGGCUCGGAGUUGAAGAAGGUCGAACUUUGUCCCCAUGCAUCUCUGUCAGCAAGUGGGAAACAUUGAUGAAACAGGCAGGAUUCUCGAGGUUCGAGGCAGUGGCACCCUGUUCAUCAACCUCGCCUGUGCCGUUUUCUGUCAUGGUCACCCAAGCGGUUGACCAUCGUAUCAACUUCCUCCGUGACCCAUUGACUCCAGUCCACCAACCACUGGCAGUAGACGCCCUGACCAUCAUUGGCGGCAAGACACCUUUGACAUCCCAACUCAUUGCCGAUAUCAAAGUUGCUGUCCGCCGUCAUUACAGCAAUAUCUACACUGUCAACUCGUUGGGCGAUCUCGUUCCUGAAGAACUCCCGGUCAUGGGUACUGUCGUCAGCCUCAUCGAACUUGAUGAGCCGGUGUUCAACCACAUGUCUGCCGAGGGCUUGAAGUCCUUCCAAGAGCUAUUCAAGAAGAGCAAAAAUGUACUCUGGCUAGGCCAUGGGGCACAGGGCACCAAUCCUCACGCCAAUAUGUUCGCCGGAGUUCAGCGCACGUUGAUAAUUGAAAUGACUCAUCUUCAUAUUCAUUUCCUUAAUCUGAACUCACUUGCUGAUGCGGAUGGCAAUAUCAUCGCGACAAAACUUCUCCAUCUUGAAGCUGCUGAAAUCUGGGACCAGAAUGGCCAGCUUGACGGUAUACUUUGGUCCAACGAGGCAGAGCUGCUACUGGAGAAUGGACAGUUCAAAGUGCCUCGAUUCCGGCUUAAUACUCUUCGAAACAACCGAUACAACUCCUCGAAGCGACUCAUAACUAAAGAAGUUCCUCGUGCUGGACCUGUCGUCACGGUCCAGCCAACCAAUAUGGGGUACCUUGUUGAGGAACAAAACCUGCGUGCACCGCUUGUGCCCUCAAAUCAUGUCGAAAUUCACGUCACUCACUCCAUGUUACGCGCCGCUAGACUCACCGAAACAAGCAGUCUCUUCCUGGUGACCGGCAAAAAGGCACAAACCGACGAGUACGUGGUGGCUUUAUCCAACACUCUCAAUUCCCGAGUCCAUGUACCGCAAAGUCUAGUUGUACAAUGCGGAGAGACUGAGGAGCAUGGGCUUCGCUCGUUGGUCACGCUCUAUCUUCACUUGCUGGCCCUUUCCAUCUUCCAUAGAACCAAGGCCGGAGAUACACUGGCUGUGCUUGAUCCUGACUUCUCCUUGGCCCCGCUCUUGACAAGAUAUGCAACUGAAACAGGUGUGCAACUUGUACUGUUGACUACAAAAGAAGGGCACUGUUCUUGGCCAUGGAUUCGAAUCCACCCGAAUUCGACCAAGCGAGAGCUACUGAACAAUUUGCCUCGCAACAUUGUGCGUCUUAUCAAGAUGGGUGGAAGCGAGGAAGUAUUUUCGCUACUUGGGUCCUGCUUCAAACCCAAUUGUCAAUUUGAGACCGAGGCCACUUUGACAGCUAACUUGCCUUCAUCUGAUUACUUAUCAGACAUGAGUGAGAUCACCAUGCAGCUCCAAAGGGCGUGGAGAAGGACAGAAUACGACCUGCUCCCUGUUGAUGCGCUGAACCUUCCGUCUCUAGAAUUAGAUGAUCUUAUUCGCGCCCAUCAACCUUUCAUGACCCAGUCCCUGGUUACUUGGAGCGAGUCCAGACUCUCUGUUCAGGUUCAACCAGCAACAAAACAUGUCAAGUUCUCCAAGGACAGGACAUAUUGGCUCGUUGGGCUAACUGGUGGGCUCGGCUUAUCACUUUGUCAGUGGAUGAGUCGGCAAGGUGCACGCUACAUUGCUUUGUCUAGUCGAAACCCAAAGAUUGAUGACCAAUGGCUGGGGCGCAUGGCUGCUGAUGGGUGUACAGUCCGUGUUUUUUCCAAUGAUAUCACAAACCGCGAAUCAGUGCAAUCAACAUAUCGCCGGAUCAAGGAAACAAUGCCUCCAAUUGCGGGUGUCGCACAAGGUGCUAUGGUUCUCCAAGACACCAUGUUCAUCGAUCUUGAUCUUCCUCGCCUUGAAAAGGUCCUGCUCCCCAAGGUACAGGGCAGUAUCCUGUUGGAUGAAUUGUUCCCUGAAAAUACCCUGGAGUUCAUGGUGUUCUUCUCUUCGAUGGCUGCGAUGACGGGAAACCCAGGUCAGGUUGCCUACAAUGCAGCAAACAUGUUCAUGGCAAGUUUGGCUGCUCAACGCCGACAGCGUGGCUUAGCGGGACAUGCUAUCAACAUCGGGGCCAUCGUAGGCAACGGCUACGUGACACGAGAAUUGAACAUGGGCCAGCAGUCCUAUCUUUACCGCGUUGGUCAUUCCUGGAUGUCCGAGCAGGACUUCCAUGAAGUAUUCGCGGAAGGAGUUUUGUCUUGCUUGGAUAGAGUGGGAAGCGCUGAAUUAUGCUGCGGUCUGAGAAUAGACGACGACGAGUCUAAGAUAUGGGUUUCGAACCCCAUGUUCCAACACCUGGUGUAUAAAUCGAGCAGCUUGGUGGUCGCCGACAAGAAAGGCAAAUCAGGGGUUUUGAUCAAAACGCGGCUGUUUGAAGCCACUUCAAACCAGGAGGUUAACGAGAUUUUGCAAGAUGGCUUUAUUCUGAAGCUCCAAUCCGCAUUACAGGCAGAUCCAAGUAAGCCGAUGCUGGAAAUGAGUCCGGAUGAGCUUGGUGUCGACUCUUUGGUUGCUGUUGAUCUCCGUUCAUGGUUCCUGAAAGAAUUGGGGGUUGACAUGCCGGUGCUCAAAAUUUUCAAUGCAGCAUCGAUUCGAGAGCUGUUGGAGAACGCCGUCGAAGCUCUUCCCGCAGCAUUGGUUCCAAAUCUCAACAUUGAGAAUCAGCCGGUGAACAGCACCUCGAUCGAGCCAGUGGCUUUACCUUCCGUGGUGGACCACUCUGUUAAUGCUCUCCCGGUGAGCGCAGUGGAAAUAGAGUCGAAUGAGCACCUCACGAGCGACCGGUUCGCUAUCCCAGAUGCAACGCACGCUUACAGUGCUAGUUCCGCUACAUCCCUGAACGCCGACGACUCGAACUCCGAAAACAACGAAGAUACGUCAUCGUCAAUUUCCAGUGAGCCUAGCGAGGUGGGACCCAUGAAGCGCGAGGUUGCAAGAACCGUUCCAAUGUCAUAUGGACAGUCGCGAUUUUGGUUCUUGGGACAUUUGGUGGAGAACAAAACCGCCUUCAACAUCACACCCACAUUCAAGCUAAGUGGUCGACUCAGAGUUGCAGAUUUUGCCAGGGCGAUAGAAUUGGCCGGGCAACACCACGAAGCGCUGCGGACCUUCUUCUUUACCGAUGAAGAGCGGAACCACAUGCAGGGCAUUUGGUCCGAAUCGAGUUUGCGACUUGAGCAUACUGAAAUUUCCGACGAGAACGAGGUCGCAGUCAUCACUCAACAGAUGAAGGACCAUGUUUUCAAUCUUUCGGAUGGUGAGAUCAUGCGUGCUCAUCUGCUUUCACUCGGCCCUGAAACACAUUGGUUGGUCUUUGGCUUCCACCAUAUCAACAUGGAUGGUAUCAGCUUCGAGAUCUUUUGGUCAGACGUGGAGAAGGUCUACCAAGGCCAACCACUUUCCGAGGACGGACUACAAUACGCAGACUUUACGUUGAGACAAAUUCGAGAACGUGAGGAUGGCGACUGGGCUGCAGACCUAGCAUACUGGAAAUCUCAAUUCAAGGAAAUCCCAACAGUGAUUCCCCUGUUUCCAUUCGCAGUUGAGUCCGGGCGCCCCAAGAUCGCGCAAUUCGAAUCCGAAACCACGGUUGUACGUCUGGAAGCGAGCGUCUCGGAGGCUAUCGAGCAGUGUUGCCGAAUGUUCAAAUCAACCCCCUUCCACUUCCACCUAGCGGUUUGGCAGAUCUUCCUCUUGCGCUGGUUCAAUCUGGAGCAUAUAUGUAUUGGUCUUGGCGAUGGAAACCGCACAGAGGCCGAUAUCAUCCGCAGCGUGGGUCUCUACCUGAACCUACUUCCCCUCAAGCUCUCUCAACAGCCAGGGCAAUCGUUCGGGGAGUGUUUGAAGCAAGCUAGGGAUAUUUCACAGGGAGCCUUUGCCCACUCGCGAGUGCCUUUCGAUGUGAUCCUAGCAGAGCUCGAUGUUCAAAGGUCGGCCUCGCACAAUCCCCUGUGUCAAGUCAUUUUCAACUAUCGACCGAAAGCUGAGCAGUCCCGACAAUUCUGUGGGCUUGUCGCUGAGGGCUCCCUUAUGAGUGGCGGGGAGACCUCAUUUGACAUUGGCCUAGAUGUCGCUAAUGUGGGUGGAGGCGAAACACUGGUUCAUCUCACAGUCCAAAAGAGUCUCUAUGGGAUGGAACAUGCCAACAUCAUGAUCCGCUCCUACCUGAACCUUCUGCAUUCUUUCCUUCAGAAUCCAGCUACCCGGGUGACCUGGCCUGAACUGCACCCCAAAGAAGACAUCGAGAGAGCGGUGGUAGCAGGGCGAGGCAAAGAAUGCCCCCCUACCAUUGUUCACCAGCUGUCUGAAGUCACUUCACUGUAUCCCGAUCGCAUUGCAGUGAAGAACCACGACGGGAGCUCUCUCACAUAUACUGAGAUUCAUCACCGAAUCAAUGUGAUUGCAACUGAGCUAUUGAGAAACGGAGCCGGCUCGGGAACGCGGGUCGGCGUUUUCCAAGCGCCCGGUUCAGACUGGAUUUGUUCCAUGCUGGCAAUUUUCCGCAUUGGUGGUACUUAUGUGCCAUUGGACAAGAAGGCUGGCAUCGAACGACUUGCAAUGAUUGCAGAAGAAACAACCACGCAGGUGAUUCUUCUCGACACUACCACCGUGUCUGACUACGGUCUUUUGCACACUACAGCCGAGCCUAUCAACGUCAGUAACCUACGCGGCUCGGUUGCUGGUCUUGUGCCAAAUAUGGCAGCCUCGGAUCAAACGGCCGUCAUAAUGUAUACCAGUGGGUCAACUGGGGCUCCGAAGGGGAUCAUGAUUUCCCAUUCGGCAUAUGUUCACCAUGCCCAGUCUGCCAGUGAGCUGUGGAAGUUUGCACCUGGGUCUGAGAUUGUUCUUCACCAAUCUUCAUACGCCUGGGAUGCCGCUUUGUGGCAGCUUGUUGUUUCUCUGUGCAUUGGCGCCACAAUUGUUGUUGCCUCCAGUCUCGUUCGAGGUGACCCUGUUGCUAUUACCGAUCUCAUCCUCUCGGAGAAUGUGACAUGCACCCUGGCCACACCAACAGAGUAUCUGGCUUGGCUUCGCCAUGACAGUUCCAAGUUGCGAGCCUCUAGCUUGACCACUGCUAUCACCGCUGGCGAGUUCUUGCCAAAUGGAUUGAUCAGUGCGUUCAGAGCUGUUCAGAAGCAUGACUUGAGAUUGAUCAAUGCCUAUGGACCAGCCGAGAUCACUUUUGCUUCCUCCGCCAAAGAGGUCGAGUAUAACUUGCCACUUGAAGUUGGAUCCCUUCCCCAACCUCUACUCACUUUGCCCAACUACUCGGUGUACAUUGUUGACCAAAUGCUGAAUACCCUUCCCGUUGGAGUUCCUGGCGAGGUUGUCAUCGCGGGAGCAGGUGUUGCCCAGGGCUAUCUCAAUGGCUUGAAAACAUCUGAGCGCUUUUUAGAAGACCCGCACGCCAGCGAAUUCUUCCGUGAGAAAGGAUGGAAUUCGAUGUACCGGACUGGUGAUCGCGGGAAAUUGGUGCAAGACGAAGGAUUGGUCCUUCUAGGACGCAUGGAUGGCGACAAUCAGGUCAAACUGCGAGGCAUGAGAAUCAAUCUCGAAGAAAUCGAGACUGCCAUUGUCAAGGCUUCGGGUGGGUCUAUCACACAGGUGAUAGUCUCUGUUCGAUCGGAUCCCGGCUCUAGCAACGAUAACCAAUUCCUUGUUGCCUUCGCCAUGAUGACCGAGACAGAAUCUCCCGAGACUUCGAUGCCGUUAUUGAACCGAAUUCUCCGGGAGGUGCCCUUACCAAUUCACAUGCGACCAGCUGCGAUCGUCCCCAUCGACAGCUUCCCUCAAAACACCUCGGGUAAGACGGAUCGAGCAGCUGUCAACCAGAUCUCUAUUCCUCUCCUCGCACCCCAGAACCAUGAUAGUGCGGUCCUUUCCAUCUUUGAAGAACGACUGCGCCAACUUUGGCAACAGGCGCUUCCCCAGGAAGUCGCAAAAUACCAUGCAAUCGACUCCCAGUCGGACUUCUUCCAUGUCGGUGGGUCGUCUAUCGCCUUGGUCAAUCUUCAAGCGCUUAUCAAAGAGCAUCUCGGUGUCUCUGUGGCCUUGUAUCAAUUAUUUGAGGCAAGCACUUUGCAUGCGAUGGCGUCGAAGAUUCAAACCAGCUCUUCUUCUGACGUGCCGCAAGAUGUGGACUGGGAUGCAGAAGUUCAAAUUACGCCUGAUGUUGCACCAUGUCUGAAUGACAGUGACGCCCAUAUCAUUCCCUCCGGUGUCGGAGUCGUGGUUCUCACCGGGGCCACCGGGUUCCUGGGAAAGGAAGUCCUGCGACUUCUUUUGAACGACGAAAAGGUUCUUUUGGUUCAAUGUCUCGCGGUUCGAAAACGGUCUGCUGCGCUCCCUGACUUAUUUGCCCACCCAAAGGUUCGCCUGCAUUAUGGAGAUCUGGGCGCACCUUUGUUAGGACUGUCGGCGCCUGAAGCCAAGACCAUCUUCUCUUGCGCGGAUAUUGUCAUUCACAAUGGAGCUGACGUGUCUUUCAUGAAAUCAUACCAGUCUCUGAAGUUGAUCAACGUUGCAUCGACCAAGGAGCUCGCCAAACUUGCUUUGCCUAGGCGGAUUCCAUUCCACUUUAUCUCUUCCGCCGGCGUUGCGCGUCUCGCAGGUCAAGAGACCUUCGGCGAAGUCUCUGUUGCGCCUUUCCCUCCCCCGUCUCCGCCAGCAGAUGGAUACACUGCCGCCAAGUGGGUGAGUGAGGUCUACUUGGAACAUAUUCAUCAGCAAUUUGGUCUCCCUCUAUGGAUCCACCGUCCGUCGAGCAUCACUGGAACGGAUGCCCCUGAACUCGACUUGAUGGGCAAUGUCAUGCGAUACGCCAAGGAAACCCAGAAACUGCCAGACUCAAGCCUCUGGACCGGCGUCUUUGACCUUAUCUCAGUGGAGUCGGCUGCAAGUCAAAUUUUGGACCGCGUUUACGAGUCCAGUGUUUCCGCCACGCGAGCGAGCGAUGUUACAUAUUGCUAUGAGUCUGGUGAGAUGGAGAUCGGUCGUGAUGAGAUCAUGCCUCUCCUAGAGUCUGGAACCGGGCUUGGGUUUGAGGUUGUUCCUCUGGACGAUUGGAUCAAUUGUGCGGAAGAAGCAGGAAUGAAUCGUCUGCUUGGUGAAUAUUUGCGCGGAUCAUCGGAUGGGCAAGUUUUACUUCCACGAUUGCAGAAAGCAAGUGGAUACGUGGCACAGAACUGA
Messenger RNA from Penicillium olsonii, 11964 nucleotides. Lineage: Eukaryota; Fungi; Ascomycota; Eurotiomycetes; Eurotiales; Aspergillaceae. The record is from the annotation of a GenBank genome assembly.